Bipolaris zeicola 26-R-13 is the source of this 1446-nucleotide messenger RNA. RefSeq lists its product as uncharacterized. Gene Ontology annotation, molecular function: oxidoreductase activity. The coding region runs from base 1 to 1446 and encodes 481 amino acids. The record is from RefSeq and is a predicted model, not a curated record. Lineage: Eukaryota; Fungi; Ascomycota; Dothideomycetes; Pleosporales; Pleosporaceae. The transcript is spliced from 2 exons.
AUGGCGUUGCCCAACCCGUUUCGGAGGCGUACAGCCAACACUAGAUAUUGCUGGGGUUAUAGUUUCGAAUGGACGCCCGAACAUCUUACUCAAGAGCAAAUGAAGCCCAUGAAAUUUUCGUAUGAUGUGCUUGCAGAGGAGUGUCUCGAUCGCCUAAAUGCCAUAUCGCCACCGUACAAGAGUGCUUUGCCGAGAAAUGAUACCACCAGGACUCAGAUGGCAUCAGCGCCUGUCACUGAAGACGAAAAGAAAGAGCCCCUGCCCGUACCAAAGCGGGAUCUCUAUGCUUUACUAGAGGAACAUCACGAAUCUGACCCGAAACUCGCGGAGCUGUGGCGACAAGUAAACACUGUGCCGGACUGGGUGAAUUGGGAGCAGAUAGGCAGAGGACAGGAUGUUUUCUAUCGUUACGGAGGACCCGCUCUGACUGGCCUCACUUAUCAGUCGCUGCUAGGCGGUAUGGGUGCUGCACGAGUCGUCGAGACGUUGGCACGAACUGGAGGCUUCAGCACAAAGGUAGCAAGAGGAAGACUAUUCGAAACAAUGCAACACAUUCUACAAUGCACAAGGACGUUGGAAGGCAUACAGCCCGGUGGAGAAGGCUUUGCCUCAUCAAUCCGCGUCCGCUUAUUACAUGCUGCAGUCCGGCAGCGCAUCAUGAAGCUGGUGCGUGAGCGGCCCAGCUACUUCAACGUAGACGAAUGGGGCAUACCAAUCAACGAUUUGGAUCAAAUAGCCACAAUUGGUACUUUCUCGUCGACACUUGUAUAUAUCAGUUUCCCACGCCAGGGCAUCAUCCUCCGCCAACAGGAGAUCGACGACUAUUUCGCACUAUGGCGCUAUAUUGGUUAUAUCAUGGGCACGCCCGACGAGUUACUUUCGACUCACACGAAAGCAAAAGCCAUUAUGGAGUCCCUUCUCUACUAUGAGGUUCAGCCUUCGGACAUGUCAAAGGUCAUGGCCAACAACAUUAUUUAUGCGCUCAAGGAAGAGCCGCCCACCUUUUCUUCAGCAGAUAUGCUGACAGCCAGCGCCCGUUGGCUAAAUGGCAACACACUGUCUGACCGGCUUGGCUUGAAGCGUGUAUCGGCGUACUACUGGUCUCUCAUGGCAGGCCAGUGUCUCUUCUUCAUCUUCUACUGCUACACCUACCGCCUCUUCCCCAAUGCCGACCGCAGGAGGAUCGAGCGUGCAAAGGACAUCUUCUGGAAUCUGAUUAUAAAUUCAAAGUGGGGGUUGGCUGGUACGGAGACGAGGUUCGAUUUUAAAUACGUCCCACAGUACGAUACAUUGACUCACUUGGGAGAUAUUGGUGAGAGGAAGCAGCAGCGGUUCAGUAACGAAAUGAGGAACCUGAAAGCGUUGGGUAUUGCGGUUGGAGCGCUGACGUUAGGGACGAUUGUUUCAGUCAAGAUUGCUUUGCAUGUUGUGGGAAGGGUGUGGUGA